This is a messenger RNA of Corythoichthys intestinalis (scribbled pipefish), 2478 nucleotides long. It is a transcript of the gene c1qtnf12, whose product is annotated as C1q and TNF related 12. The record is from RefSeq and is a predicted model, not a curated record. The transcript is spliced from 8 exons. Lineage: Eukaryota; Metazoa; Chordata; Actinopteri; Syngnathiformes; Syngnathidae. Gene Ontology annotation, molecular function: hormone activity. The coding region runs from base 811 to 1773 and encodes 320 amino acids.
GUGGGAGGACGGCUCAUGAUUUAAACACCACUGUGCUCCUUCGUAAUGCUCAGAAAGUGAACAGGGGAGAACAUGGAUACACAGAGACCAACAACAAAACUUGUUUCUGCCGUCUGAUGUCAAACAGAUGUGGGUUUGCUAGGGGGAGUGACCUUCAAUGAACCACCACAGCACCUGAAUGUCAUGCGGUUGUAAAGAAGUUUGACUCGUGAUAGAGCAAAGGAAUAUCCCAGAGGAACCACGGGGAAGAGAUUUGGAUGACUGGACCUCCUACUAUUGUGUCCAAGUGUCCUAUGAGAGGACAACAACAUAUUUAUGACAAACGCCCAGCUUUGGCUGACCUUUAACUUUUAGCCAUCACCGCAUCACUUUGCUGGAUCCACCGCACAGUGAGAGAGCGAGAAGAAGAAGCAGCCGCUGAAAACCUUCAAGUUUUGGAUAACCCUCCUCUUUGCUCCUUCUUCUUCUGGUACACCCCCUUGCCCUCCUAACUCCCAUCUUUCAGCUCACCCCCCAACAGAGCAGAAAGCGUGAAAAAUCUCACUAAUGGGUUUAUUUGCUGUCAGAUCUGAGCCCAUGUGUCAUUCCCUCAGAGCAUUCUGCUUGAAACAUUUAAUAGUUGAGUAAGCCGGCACCAAGUGGCCGAGGUGGGGUGAGGGGGGCAAGAAACUCAACUGCAGUAGUCAGUGUAACUGUCUCUUGGAUUUGCUGCAUUCUUUUUGGCUUCUUUUCAUCCUUCACGACACCGGGGCUGGUGAAUAGGUGCUUCCUCAAGAGUAUUUAGUCUCCAUCAGGACUCAUUUUGUGGAGAUGUGGUGUGGGACAGCUCCCCUGGUUGUGGUGCUUGCAGUGUGUUGGACUUACUGCAUCUUGGAUGGAGUGGAAGCUAAAAAGGAGAGGAAGAAGCCAAAGGAGACACCACUUCAACACACAGAGACUUACAAUGUGACUCUGUCAAACAGUGAAGAGGAGUCUGGAAUUCCAAAGAUUUCUGACAACCAGAGAGUGGAUCCAUUGGGAUCAUGGAUGGACUUUGUCAAACGCCCAGUUGGCAACUUCCCAGCGAAAUGUCGCAAACGGAAAAGACCUUUGCCAGGCCCACCUGGUCCUCCAGGUCCCCCCGGCCCACAGGGACCACCUGGCUCACCUGGAGCUGAAGUGACCCAGGAAGUUCUUCUCCAAGAGUUCAAAGACAUGAUAAAAGAGGCUACAGAGAGACGGGCUGUGGCUGUGGAUCGACAACCCACUUCGAGCCAGCUUCCCAUGGCUCUCCUCACGUUGCAGGAGGGCAUGACCUCCUACCGGCGGAUAGAGGAGGCUUUCCACUGCAAACUAAAGGGACCUGUGGUGGUUGACAAGAAGACUCUGGUGGAGCUCCAGAAUUUUCAAACACCGCCAGCCAAGGGAGCCUUCCUGAGAGGGUCAGGCAUGGACCAGUCAACUGGCAGAUUCACUGCACCCAUCACAGGGAUCUACCAGUUCUCUGCUAAUGUCCACAUUGAUCACAGUGAAGUGAAGAGAAACAAGAGCCAGCUGAAGGCAAGGGACAAUAUCCGCGUCUUGAUCUGCAUUGAGUCACUUUGCCACAGAUACACCUCAUUGGAGAUGAUUGUUGGCUUGGAAAGUAACAGUCGGAUAUUCAGUGUGAGUGUUCAGGGACUCCUGGAGCUUCAGGCUGGCCAAUACACCUCCAUCUUUGUGGAUAACGCCGCCGGCGCCUCCAUUACGAUACAGAAUGGCUCCGACUUCAUGGGCGUGCUCCUUGGCGUGUAACACCACAUAGCAGCGGUCUCCUAUCGCUAGCGAGCGUGGUGACAUUCUGAGCAAGGCCGGGCUGAUUUUUGACCUGGCGGCAUUUGCUCAGGUGAGGGUUGAAGGGGUGGAGCUUUUGUUUUCUAUUUCACCGCCCACUCUUUGGUACAGACUCUGGUUCAGCAGUAGAAUGACCUGAACAUGCAACAUGUUAUUGUCAUACAACAAAUUGACAUAGAACAAACAUCAAGCAGUGCUGUUUGCAACGACUCAUACUGUGUCUUUAGAUAAUUUUCUCCAGAAAAAUCAGACAAACAAGCAUAUAUAUUUUUUUAAUGUUAAUUGUGAAUGAUGCUGACAACACAGCUGUGUUUCUUUAGCUAGUGGUUGUCAUGGUAACACUGUUCUAUGUCCCAAUGAUGAAUAUUUGAUCCGGCCCAAUUGUAUUAUUGGAUGAUGUGUAAUGACGACUGUUUUAUAUUCCUGACAUACAUUUGUAAUUUAUCAUACCUUCAAAAAUGGUUAGAAUUGUACUUAAUGAUAUUUAUGUUUGAGAGAAUGUAUCUAUCUUACGCUAUUUGACUUUUAGAUUGCUGCAGCAAUAAAAUUAUAUCUUUUUACACGAUUGUGAAAUGUGUGACUGUGUUGGACUGUUUAACCCUUUUUUUCCAGGCACUCAUUUAUAUACUAUAAAUUAAAAAAACAUUAACUUUGUUACUGGGGGCC